AUGCGGGACGCCGUUCUCAGUGCGUCGCGCGCGUUGGAGCGGAGCGACAGCGUGGACAAACUCAUGAAGCUCAUGGUUGGCGUCUUCACUCUCUUGAGCACGACGAGCUGUUCGCGGCGAGAGCGGUAUAGUGCCUCGGCUAAACAACUCACUGAAAUACGCUCUGUUCUGCGUGUGGGCCGGGUUUUCGGCCUCUCGCUCAAGAUGCAGUCCCUCGUCGAGGUGUUCACUGCACAGGGCAUCGUGUGGACGGAGCGCAAGAAGUUUGUGGAGCUCCUCAAGACCAUCUUUGACUUUCUCUACGCCGUGGGUGACCAUGCCCUGCUCGUCGCUCGUGAGGGACUGCUGGGCAAGAACGUUGACAUGACGCGUCUACGGAACUGCACCGUGACAAUGCAGCUCUGUGGUCAUUUAUUGGGUACGGUGCUCUACAUGUUCGAGCUGCGCGACGCCCUCCGAAAGUGUCGGUACGACCCACCGGUGGCGAUGCGGAAGUGUAAGCUCUCCACCAUCAACGCGAUGCGCGACGCGAUAGACACGGUGGUGACCUUGUUCAUCUGUAGCUACAUGAGAAAUGCACAGUGCCCGAGUCCGCGUGUCGACGGCGCCUUGCGAUGUCUUUCUGGUGCACUUUCCGUGUAUUUGAGCUGGCAGGAAAGCGCUUAG
This is a messenger RNA of Leishmania braziliensis MHOM/BR/75/M2904, 666 nucleotides long. RefSeq names its product glycosomal membrane protein-like protein. Bases 1 to 666 code for a protein of 221 amino acids. The record is from RefSeq and is a predicted model, not a curated record. The transcript has a single exon. NCBI's taxonomy places the organism in Eukaryota, Euglenozoa, Kinetoplastea, Trypanosomatida, Trypanosomatidae.